This is a messenger RNA of Chelonus insularis, 5435 nucleotides long. RefSeq names its product MATH and LRR domain-containing protein PFE0570w. The transcript has 2 exons. The record is from RefSeq and is a predicted model, not a curated record. Gene Ontology annotation, biological process: DNA replication; resolution of meiotic recombination intermediates; DNA repair. Gene Ontology annotation, cellular component: nucleus; Slx1-Slx4 complex. The coding region runs from base 103 to 5286 and encodes 1727 amino acids. NCBI's taxonomy places the organism in Eukaryota, Metazoa, Arthropoda, Insecta, Hymenoptera, Braconidae.
CCAUGUUUAAGAUCAGCUUUACUUAAUUUGGAACAAAAACAAAUGGGCGCAUUGGAUCCUACGACCCAAAGUGAUAGCGCUACGGUUUGAUCGGAUUACACAAUGGAUAAAAUGAAAUUAAGAAGAACAAAUAAAAAAGAAACUAGUGAUUCAGAGCAAUCAUCUGAUUCUUCUGAACCCCCAUCACUCAAAAAAGGAAAUUCAUCUAUAUCUGAAUUAGCAGAUAGUUCUACAAAGAGCAAUAAAAGACCUGGUUCUCCAUUAGAAGAGGAUAGUUUAGCUGAUUUUAAAUUACCAAAAUUGAAUUCUCGAUCGAACUUGGCACGAAAUGGAGUUAAGUUACUUGAUAAUCCAAAAAAGUCAACCAGAACUAAAAGUAAUUCAUCACGAAAUACGAAGAAAAAACCUGAUUCAAAUCAAAUGUCUAUCGAAUCUUCAUUUUUUAAGCCUCCGACUGCAUUUGUAUGCCCUUUAUGUUUAAAAUCAUUUAAUGAAUCAAGCCAACAAAUAGCUCAUUCAAAAAACUGUGCAGUAAAGAAUAGAAUUUCCACAAGACAAUUGAUCGCUGCGACAGAAUUACAUGAACGUCAAGCAGAAGAGAGAAAAGCUAUUGGCUUACCUGCAGCUCCAAUACAACAACAACAACUAGCCAAGAAAACUCCAAAGUUUAAAAGAAUGAGUACUAGUAAUGAUCCUGAUGUUGAGUUAGCAAUAGCUUUAUCCAAAUCUUUAAGCGAAGCUCAGGAAAUAGAAGAUUUAGAAGAGGCAGUUGUUUUGGCAGCAGAAUCAGAUGAGAAAAUACUAGAAAUGUCAUCAUCACAGCGUAAGAGUACUCUAGUGAAUUUCGGAUUUAUUACUAAUAAACCAAUAGUGUUAGAUUCUAAUGAAAAACCAAAAAAAAAGAAGAUAGGUCCAACUAUUUUACAAACACGUACUGAAGAAGCUAGGAGCCGACUACUAGCAGAAAGAAUAGCUGAAGCCAUUGUAGAUAAUGUCAUAUCAACUCAAGAACCAAUUACUCCAGAUAGUAUGAAUAAUAAAUAUAAACAAAUCAAUUUUAAAAGUAUGGUGUUGAAAGAAAUAUACAGAUCAGAUUGUAAAUUGUGGAAUGGAUCUGCAGGAGAAGAGAGUAUAGAAUUUUAUUAUAUCAAAAAUCUUUGUCAAUUUAUUAGACCUGUCGAAAAUUUUAACAAACGAAAAAGUAAAGAUAAAUUAUAUAUUAAUAAAAGUGAUGAUAAAGUGAAUGAAAUAAGAAAUAUUAAUCAAAAUGAUUGUAUGAGUCCUAUAAAUGAAAAUGUAAAUAAAGUGACUGAUAUCUCGAGUAAUCGAGAUUCAAUUUUUAAUUUAUCGAACGGUAAGGAAGAUUUGAUUAAAAAUGAAGAUACAAAAGAAAAUGUUCUGAAAAAUAAUGAUAGAGAAAAAAAAGAUGAAGAUGAAAAUGAGAAACGUUUUGAAGAAGAUCGAUUGAAAGGUUUAAAUCCUCUAGCUCUAAGUUGGAGUAAAAUGAUAAAUUCAAAACUUCAUAGUGAUGUAAUUAUUUACGUAAAAAAUGAAAAAUUCAUUUUCAGCCAUUUUCUCGUUUUAUGGACACGUUGUCGUGAAAUUGAAAAAGAUUUUAUUGCCAACAAUGCCGAUAAUAAUGAAAGUAAAUAUAAUGCAGAAUCUUUAGAAAGAAAGCAACAAUGGAAAAUCAUGUGGGAAGAUAUAGAAUAUCAAGCAGGAAUUAUAUUCUUGGAGUUUAUUUAUUGUGAAUCCAUCAUAAACUUAGAGGCUUUAAAAGACAGAUUAAUUCUAAAUAAUGUAAAAAAUUUAGCAGAAAAGUAUAAGAUGAAAGAAUUAAAUUAUUUUCUAGAGAAAUUAGAUGUUCCAGUUGAUAAUCUUAAUACUGAAUGUCAAUUAAUAGAAAAUGAUGAUAAAAAAAUUGAAGAACCAUUGUAUAUAGAACCAAAUGAAAGUAAAGAUGAAGAAUAUUCAAAUUCAAAGUGGCAUGAAGAUCAAAAUUUCAGCAUGGAGAAGAAUGAAAAUGAAGAAUCGAGAACUAAUAAAAAUGUAACUACUGAUUUUCAAUGUAAAUCACUGGAAUUCUCUGCUCAGGUAAUAGAUGAUAAUGAUAUUAAUAUUCAAGAGAAAGAUGAUAACAGUGUAAAUAAAAUUAAUGUAAAUGGACCAAAUACGAAAAAUCUAGAAGCGACGGUUAUUACUAUCUCUGAAGAUGAAUUAGAACUAUCUCAAACGCCAAAAAUAGAAACGAAGACAUACAAACAUGAACUACUAAGAGCAAGCUUUAUGAGUGCAUCUCCUGAUAUUUUUGAUGGAAUGGAAACCAUGAAUCUUGGAAAUUCUUUUGGGAGAAAGUAUCAAAAUACUAGAAAUAGCGACAAUUAUACUGUAGAGCAUUGUCUAGAAAAUGAUCAGGAGAUACCUACUUGUACAGCAUUAUGUAAUGAAAAUGAAGAUGAGAUUAAAGAAAAUGAAGAAGACAUAACAAAGAAAAAAAGUUUCCAAAUUGAUGAAGAAAUCUGUUUAGAUGGGUUUACACAGACAGUAGAAGAACACUCAGGAAAAGAAGAAUUAAGUAUGGAAAAAAACUGCUUAACAAAUGAAGAAGUUUCAGAAACUACUAAUCAGGUAACUGAAAAAAACUAUCAAUGUGAAAAAGUAUCUAAAGAUAUUUCAACAACUCGAAAUAAUUUAAGUUUAUUUAUUGAAAAAAUUCAAAGAAAAAAUGCACGUUUUUUAGAAUCAGAUACCGAUGAAGAUGAUUCGAUGGUUAUGAACCCUCGUAAAAAAAAAAAUAAAUUUAAAAUUUGUAGACUCAGUGAAAAUGAUUCAGGACUGUUGAAUAAAUUUCGCCAAAAAGAUUUGAUGCAUCCGGAAGAAGACAAUUUAGAAUGUGAUGUUAAAGUUGAAAAAAAGUCAGCAUUAAGCAUUUUUGAAGAUGACAUUAGAAAGAGAGUUGCUAAAGAGAUUAAGGAAAAGGCUGAAAAGGAAAUAAAUUUGUUGAAAAAUACGCAAGACGGUGACUUGCAAGAGAACUUUUCAGAGUGUAAUAGCGACGUUGAAUUUGUUGAUGAACAUUGGAUUGACAUUAAAAACAGUGUGACUGAUCUAAACGAUGAUCUACAAGAAAGAAUAGAAGAAAACAAAUCAAAAGUAGAUCAAAAAUACACACAAAAAUUCGAUAACAUUUUAGCAAAUGAAUCGAUUGUUCAAAGUGAAGAUGCUAAUAGUGAUGGAGCAAAUGAAUCUAUGUAUACAAAAUAUAAAAAAACACAUAGAAGAAAUAGUAUUGACAAAUACCGAGCUGCUUUAAAAAAUUAUUUUAAUGAUAAAUCAAAAAAAACUAGAUCAAUUUCAACAGAAGAAGAAAAUAAUAGUGAAAGCAAUGAAGAUAGUUCUGAAAAUGUAGAAAAUACUGAUGAAUCACCACAAUCUUCUCCUAAAAAAUCUUUUAAGGUAGCAGAGAGUCCAAUAAAAGAUAACACUUAUUAUAAAGAAAAAACUAACGAACUAUAUAAAAAUAAAAGAAUCUCUUUGAUAAAUCAAAAAAAUUUAACUGAACUAUCGAGUUUUGAUUUUUAUGAAAUUGAAGAUGUUCCAGAAGAAGGUCGUACAGAAGAUGAUGAAAAUUCUACACAAAAUUCUCAAGAAGUUAUAAAUCGCUCAAUAGACUUAACAGUUACUUCAGACGAAGAAAAAAGUAUAGAAACAUAUGAUAAAAUGAAUGAAGAUGUAUCAAAUUCAAAAAAAUCAAAUAAUAAAAUUAAUUCAAUAGAAGUUGGCGAAAUGUAUGAAGAAGACUUUGAUUCAAUGGAUUGGAAUGAAGCCGGUGAAGUAAAUUGUUCAUCAAACCAAAAUGAUUCUAACCAUCGAAGUAGAAAACAACCUGACGAUAAGGAUAUUUCAUUGAUCGUUAAAUCAAAUUGGGAACCACAUCCACCAAGAGUUGAUUGGAAAAAUGAAAAAAGUAGUAAUGACUCUUUCACACAGCUUACCGGAACUCCGACAGUAACUGAAAAUAUAACAAAACUUUUACAAGAAUGCGGAGUUUUAAGUUCUUCAUAUCAAAAUAAAGAUAAACCCAGAAUAAGCAUAGCCGAUAUUCUAAGUCCAAUUGUCUUAUCAUCUGAUGGUGAAAAUGAUAUUGAUAAUUUCCCUGAUAAUUUAUUUCUCAAUUUUGAUGGUGAGAUUAAAAAUAAUGUAAGUGGUAACUGUAGUCAAAAUGAUGAAGAAAUGAAUUUUACUCAAUUCGAAUAUGAAGGUGGUGCUAAUACUGAUUUUGCUGAACUCUCUGACCUUAGAUUAUCUACUCAUUUACCAAUAAUAUCAUCUACGCAAUAUUUAGAAAAACCUUCAGUUAAUUCUAGAUUAUCACAAGCAUCAAACCGAUCAAAGCACGAUAUCAGUUCUGAUGAAGACGAAAAGUUAGUAGAAGAAGCUAAAAAUUCAAAAUCCAGGCGAUGCUCUAGUAUUUCUCCAUUAAAAAAUAAAAGUCAAAGAUUAUUACAAGUUAAAUCUCAGUCUGAAGGUAAUUUUUCGAAUUCUAGAAGAAGCUUACAAGCUGUACGAAGUGAUGAGAAAACUAAAUAUUCCAGAAGAAAACGAAAUAAUCAGAAAAAUGAAGAAAUUUGCCAAUUCUUAGGCCUUUCUCCUUCUAAAGUUGAUAUUUCAUUUGAUGUUUCGCCUAAAGAAUCUUAUGAUCAACUGUCUAGUCCGGAGCUUCAAAAGAGGUUAACAUCUUUUGGACUCAAAAAUCAGGAACGACAUCGUGCUGUUAAAUUACUUAAUUUCAUUUGGGAUCAAAUGCAUCCAUUAGUUCCUGAAAAUUUGAUACCGCACGAUGCAAGGAAUAAUCAUUCUGAUGUAGAUAACGAUAAAAAUAAAAAUUUGGGAAAAAAUCGGUAUAGUAAUUUACGAAAAACUAAUGAAAAAGACUCGAGUGAAGAUGAUUCUAAAGAUGAAGAAGUAAAUCGUUUGCAUAGAACUGGUUUUCCAGAAGAAUUUGAAUUUUCCGAUGAUGAUGAUGGUAACAAUGAUGAAAAUCACUUAAUAAAAAAGCUUCAACAAAGUUUUGAAAAACUUUUGGAAAAAGACUGUAUAUUACACAGAAAAAUUCUAAUGUAUGAACCAAUUUCUUUAGAUAUUUUUUCUGAAAAAUUAAAAGAGUCUGGAUUUAUAGUAAAACCUAAGAUUCUUGCUGACUUUUUGAAUAGUGAAUGUAUCUCAUUUUUCAUCGAUGCACCGAAAAAAUGGUCAGGAAAUAUUAGAAAGAAUAGAAAAAAAUGAACAUUUAUUUAAUAAAAGAAAAGUGUAAAUUAAAUACCUGCAUUUGUUGUAUUUUUCUACUCGUAUGAAAUUAUAAAUAAAAUAGUUACUGGUUUAAUCUAGCUCUAGUGGAUUGUUUAAAACGUUUGAAAUACAUCUUUUUAAUUAUU